AUGGCCGACUCAUCAGGAACAGACGGUCUCAUUCCUUGCACCUACGAAGACUGUGACUUGUUCUUCAGGACCGAGAAGGAAAUGAAGCGCCACAAGAAGAACGCCCCAGAGCACGAUUACUGCGCGGUAUGCAACGAGGACUUCGAGGACGACAACGCGUUGUCCAUGCACAAGGUCGUCCGUCCAGACAUGCACAACCUAGCUUGCCGUGUCUGCGGCCAGGAGUUCAAGUCUAACAAGGGACUCCAACGUCACAUCGAGUUGACUCACAGUGUUGACCAGAAGCUCGUAUGCAUCGGGUGCGAGGGCAAAUUCCCUCGCGCCAGCCUCCUCGUCGAGCACCUCGAGUUCAAUCACUGCAGGAUCAUCACGGCCAACGAGUUCAUGGCGAGCAUCACCCACAAGUAUCUCAUCACCGAACUCCUCAACGGCGGAGCCAACUUCGAUCGCUUCAUGCAGAAGACUUCGAGGUAUGAGGCCGCUGUGGACAAUGACGAUGAGGGAGGCAUCAACAUCAUGGACGAACCUGACCACGAGCCGGUUGACUUGGACUUCGAAGUGAUGAAACCACAUGUUCCUGAAGGCAGCAACAACUUUGAGAAGCAUCUACCUUACCCGCCUCUCCCGGGCCAGUCAUCCCAAGCAUUCAAUGCGCUGGCUGCGAAGCUCAACAAGGCCACACUAGAGGAAAAUGAGCGAGUCGCUGCUGGUGAGAGCUCCAGGCAGGCCGUAAAGACUAUGUGGGGAGGUCCGACUGCCCGUAAACUCUUCCCUCAAGCUGCGAGCUCUACAGUCGCCCCGAGUGAGUACUCCGUCGAGCAGCUUGAUCGACAGAAGGAAAGUGAGUACGGCAUCAAUAUCUUGGACACCCGCUUCUGGGAUCCGGACUGCGAAGCCUGGAACCCUCAACGCUUCAUCGACCCUGUCACCCUGAAGUACUGGUGUCCAUUCGUCUGCGAACAAUGCUUUGCCAUCCCACCCGACCUCGCCCGCCACAUCAAGACGGACCACAAGAUCCGCGAGAUGUCCUGCCCAGCCUGCAUGAAGAAAUUCAACCACACGACCGCCCUCGUCGCGCACUGCGAGUCCCCAGCCAGCAAGUGCCGCAUCAAGCGCGCCGAGGACUUCAGCACCUUCCUCGACAAGCUGACCGGCGGCUUCCUCGGCGUCACAGAGGCCAUCCGUCCAGACCACCUCCAUAACCCCCAGGCCCUCAUCACCAACCCGGAGACCGGCCGCGUCGAGGUCCACACGCCGCACCAGGCUCACUACCUCCGGUACGAGGUCACUCGCCCGGCGCAGUACAAGGGUCCCCAGCGCACUGUUCAGAUCGGUGGCGGCCGUAUCUGA
Aaosphaeria arxii CBS 175.79 is the source of this 1350-nucleotide messenger RNA. RefSeq lists its product as uncharacterized. The transcript is spliced from 3 exons. NCBI's taxonomy places the organism in Eukaryota, Fungi, Ascomycota, Dothideomycetes, Pleosporales. Gene Ontology annotation, molecular function: chromatin insulator sequence binding. Bases 1 to 1350 code for a protein of 449 amino acids. Gene Ontology annotation, cellular component: chromosome. Gene Ontology annotation, biological process: regulation of transcription by RNA polymerase II. The record is from RefSeq and is a predicted model, not a curated record.